AUGAUUGUGAUGAUAACAGCGCUGAUGAUGAUGUUGCUGAUGAUGAUGAUGAUGUUUCCAUUCAGAACCACCUUCCGCAGGGAGAAAGGGGGGCAGCAAGCAGAGGACUGCAGCGUCUGCCCGGCUGGAUACUUUUGCCCCCAUGCCUCCACCAUCCGUCCCAGUCCCUGUGGAGCCGGCAGCUACUCGGCUGACGGCUCCGCAGUGUGCCUGCCCUGCCAGAGGGGGCACUACUGCAGCAAUGACGCCACCAGUCAGGAGGCCAUGCUAAGUCAGAUGGUCUGCCCUGCCGGCCUGCUCUGCUCUCAAGGCCUGGACCGAGAGCCCCAGCGCUCUUCCACCCUCUGUCCCAAGGGAUUCUACUGCCCUGGGGGCAGUGUUGACCCCAACCCCAUCCCGUGUCCAAACGGGACGUAUGGCAGUCAGGCCGGCCUACGUAAGCUGGAGGAGUGUACUACCUGCCCCGCUGGCCACUUUUGUUUCUCCCUGCAGCCCCUGGGUCACCCCCUCACGGAGCCAGUAAGCUCUCCUGUCACCUCCACCCUAAACAUGACCUGGAUAAUAUCACGGUAUAAUAACCUGCCAUCAUGGCGUUUCGGCUGAUCUGUCCGUCCGUAACAGAGUUGGGUAAUUCAGGUCCAGAGAGAAA
Paramormyrops kingsleyae is the source of this 649-nucleotide messenger RNA. NCBI's taxonomy places the organism in Eukaryota, Metazoa, Chordata, Actinopteri, Osteoglossiformes, Mormyridae. The record is from RefSeq and is a predicted model, not a curated record.